UCACCCAGACAGCUGUCAGUCCCGCAUCCGAUUCCGGAUAAUGUAGGCAUAAAUCCAAAUUCCAAGUUUUAGUAGCACAAAAUUUUUACAAAAUUUACCUUAAAACGCUUUUCUAGCUAAAUAUUUCGGAUUCCCCAUUACCUGUACCAUUCGCGCAUUUAUACCUUUAACCGUAACUGCUUCUGGUUCCUAAUCCUCUCCUGGUUUCCCCUCCGUAUUCGCUUUAGUUUCCGCCACAAGGAUGUGCUUUAAUUUCAAGUUGUUUGGCGGCAGACGGCGUCGCGCCAUUGCUGCCAAUGGUGGCAUCUCCCCGCGUCCCAGUCUGGCCAAUGGGCCUCAGGUGUCCAUCGACACCGUCCACACUGUCAAGUCAUCCAAGUCGGCCAAAUCCGUCCGGUUGGGCAAGGCGUCCGCUGGCAUUCGGCCUGCAGCCGUUAUUGUUGGCAAAAAGAUGGGCCACAGUGCGAACCUGUUGGGAUUGGAGAAGAGGCAGCAUACGGCUGCUGAAUCUGGCGGAGGAGCUACCAGUAGCAGCACCACAGCACCCGCAGCUAUCACCGCCGUUGCCUCGGUGGGCUCCAGUGCUGGUCCCGCCGCCGUAUCGGAAGUCAAUGACAAUGGAAACUCUAUAAAACGCAGCUCCUGGUGGGGUUUCUUUGGCAUGGGCAAGAAAAAGAGGAAUAGCAACCAGUCAAUCUAGUCCCUGAAGCCAUGUGACUCCACUUGACAGGGGUUCCUCACGGAAACCGACAGGAUUCGGAGCAGAAGCCGCAAUCAUACAAGUAGAACUUGACUCCAAGGACUUUUUUGCGCAGAGAUCGCAUAAAUAAAUAUAGAUUUUAUAUAUAUAGGACUUGCUAGAGUCAUCAGA
This is a messenger RNA of Drosophila kikkawai, 871 nucleotides long. RefSeq lists its product as uncharacterized. NCBI's taxonomy places the organism in Eukaryota, Metazoa, Arthropoda, Insecta, Diptera, Drosophilidae. The record is from RefSeq and is a predicted model, not a curated record.